Messenger RNA from Orbicella faveolata, 1362 nucleotides. RefSeq lists its product as uncharacterized. The record is from RefSeq and is a predicted model, not a curated record. NCBI's taxonomy places the organism in Eukaryota, Metazoa, Cnidaria, Anthozoa, Scleractinia, Merulinidae. Gene Ontology annotation, molecular function: hydrolase activity.
UUUAAGAAUCCAAUCUUGGAUUUUCUUAAAGAAACGCACCCCAAGUGUCGAGUAACCUUCAUGUAAAAAUAAGUAAGUGUGAAAAUUCGUUCCAUUCAUUGAGAACUAAAGUCUUCCGAUCCUUUGCUUCCGUGUAGUUUUCAAACACCUGUCUGCCCCAGUGUACGUGUUUGUGGCCCAGUGGGACUCGUACCAAUUACAAGAACUUGUCCAUUCCAAAUUUCCCACAAUGAGACUUCCACCGGAACUACCGAGUGAAGCUGAAUACCUGGGCAAGUUUGGGAAGAACACGCACAGGUCGCUGAGACGGGUUAUCAACAGCCAGAAGGAUGGUGUUUUUUCACCCGCCUGUUUCAUGCACGCAUUCUCUAGCGACAAUCUUACUAACACGGACCAGACAUUGAGUUGUGAAAUAGGAGGAAAGACACCGUACAAAGCCUUUUCAGAAUGGUUUAUCAGCAAUGGCACACGUGGGACCUAUGUAGAGGAGCCGCUGGACAAACCAGAAUGCAACCCGUCUUGUUGUUCAAAGCUUUGCUUAAAGUGCCGCAAACCUAAACCCACUGUAGCAUACGAUGAAACCACAGAUAUCAUUAUUGGAAAUAGUGCAGUUCGUUGGCAGCAACCAACUCUCAUAACAUGGGCUUUGGCUUUUUUAGUUUACUUCUUCGUCUUCUGGAAAGACGUAGUUCUUUUGUAAGGCCCCAUUAUAAAGCCUGUUCCAUGGAAUUCUGAAGUUCCACGCAGGCCCAUGGUGACCUGGGGCAUUCUGCGACGAGAUUUACGCUUUUGGCUGUUAAAAAAUUGUGCUUUUAAGAAUCUAACCCAGAUUUGAGAUAUGAUGCAUUUGUAUCUCGCCAUAGUGGCCAGAAAUGCUUAUCCUCGAUCGAGAAUAUAACUAUACCAGAUUAAAAUCAACCAGUUACGAGUAGAAGUAGACGACCCUGUCCGUGAUGAAGAUCAUCAUCGCAGACACAAAAGUUAGCUUGAAAAAAUCGGAAUGCAUACGUUACAGUUCUCCUAAUAUACUCGCGUUUUCUAAAACCUUUAUCACGCAUCACACUUACUAUUUCCAGUGAUGUCACGCUGCUUUUGUUAUUUUUCGCUCCAAUUAUUUUUGAAUGACCUUCCAACGUUACUGCUGGAUAAUCCGGCACAGAGUUUAUUUUUUAUUAGGGUUAUUGUUUUAUAUCAUGUGCAUAGAAAUACUUCACAUCAGUGUAUAUAAUCGCAGUCUAGUCCUGUACUCAGAUCUCCUCACUGCGCAGGAGGUCUGAGUACGAGACCAACGUCAACCAAGUUUAAAUUUGCGAUCAGGCGAUUUUAUUUGUCACGGAGAUAGGACAGCCGCAAAAAAAAAAA